Messenger RNA from Diuraphis noxia (Russian wheat aphid), 2828 nucleotides. RefSeq lists its product as uncharacterized. NCBI's taxonomy places the organism in Eukaryota, Metazoa, Arthropoda, Insecta, Hemiptera, Aphididae. Gene Ontology annotation, molecular function: G protein-coupled receptor activity. The record is from RefSeq and is a predicted model, not a curated record. Gene Ontology annotation, biological process: G protein-coupled receptor signaling pathway; cell surface receptor signaling pathway. Gene Ontology annotation, cellular component: membrane.
GUCUCCUCGUGCGUGCGACUGGCGCAGGUUCACUUGCUAAGUAAAAUAUUAUUAUUCAUGUGAAACAGUGCGUUGGCGCGUCUAUAUCAUAGUGUUUGCCGGGUUUAUUCGAUGUUUACGCGUUUCACGUCGUUAGUCAUAAAACAUUAAUUAUUAUCGUAAACGUUGUUAUUAUUGAAUGUCCGCACGACGAUUGACAUGUAACAUAACGUACAACCGUUGACAAUAUGAAAGCUGACAUUGGAAUACAUUUUAUUAUCGCAAUAUUCAUUUUGUUCGAGUCGUGGACCGCUGCUAUUGACAUUCCUUAUGAAGAUCUCAACAACCCAUAUAAGUUUUGUCCACCGCGGUCCAGUUGUGUGGGAGUUGACCAGAAAGUGGCAGCCUCGGAAGUUCAGGAUAAUGACGACGGCCUGGGCGGACUACGGCGAAACUGCCUGUGUKACGACCUUUGCAGCGAGUACGGUGAUUGUUGCACCGACUCGACGCACUUUGACCCAGUGGAACAGCAGAGGGCCGCUGAUCGAUACGGUUGCAUGCCUACUGAUGUAAGCGGCGGAGCGUACGUCGUGAACAGGUGUCCGGCCACGUGGACGAACACACGGGUACGGGACGCGUGCCAUGCGGCCGCCAUGGAUACAGACGGCAUGCUCGGAAAUCCCGUGACUAGUCGAACGACGGGACACGCGUACCGGAACCGGUUCUGUGCCGUGUGCAACGGCGAUGCGGCUGACCAAAUCCUUUGGGACACGCGGAUCGUUUGUAAUACACUUCUAGGCGUGGCCGCGGGUGCCGAACAAGCAGUGCUCGACACGCUCCGGUACGACGCGACCGCUGGUCGAUGGGUGGUAAAGUACAGCGGUGAUACGUACGAUUGUGACCAAAUAGUGGUGCCACCUGCCGCGACCCGUAUCCGGAAGUGUCUACCAAAUGCCGUGAUCACAUGUCAUCCCCGAUGGCCGAACGACGAGAUCAGGUCCAACUGCGAGGCGUACACCACAGUGAUGUACUACGACGACCAGCCCUACAAGAACAUACACUGCGCCAUAUGUAACCACGUGCUCGUACAGAACGUUACGUGCCAGCUUACUAGUAUUCACGUGAGGUUUCCCAACCAGUUUGCGGUUCGCAGCUUCACCGCGUUAUUCGUUGCGCAACCCGGCCAUCGCGAGUGCCGCGGCCAGGACACAUUUUACGACCCGUUCAGCAAGACAUGCCGGUCGCUACGGACGUCAGUGGCCGGCGAUGGCGUGCCGCUCAACUGUUCCGUCGUGGCCAUGUACCCGUCACCACCCAAAGGUUGGCGGCCGCCCAAUGCCGACGCCGAGUACGUGACGCUAGAAAACGGCACGAUGGCUGUGUGCGUGGACGCCGGUCAGCCGGCCACCGCCGAUACGCUGAGGUAUGCGGUUCUCACUUAUGUGGGACUGGGCGUGUCUGCGGUGUUACUGAUCGUGCACCUGGCUGUGUUUGCCGUGCUACCYGAGAUAAAGAAUCUGUCCAGCAAGAACCUGGCGUCGUUUUGUGUGUCACUGUUGUGCUCGUACGCCGCGUUCGUAGCCGGAAAUUGGCUGACUGGUCCUGCCUGYUACGCCGGCGCCGCUUUCACCUAUUAUGCGUUCCUCACGUCGUUCGCGUGGAUGUUGGUGAUGAGCUUUGACUGCUGGCGCACGCUGCGCCUGGCCACCGUCGAGUUACGCGUCACCAGUGGCCGACARACGAAAAAGUUUCUCGUCUACUCGGCUGUCUGCUGGCUGGUGCCGGCCAUGAUGACGUUCGUUGCGGUGGCCGCAGACGCCGUGCCCGCCGUGCCCAACGACGUCCGUCCUCGGUUUGGCGCCGACCAGUGCUGGUUCGGCAGCAAAACGGCGCUGUUGUUAUUUUUUGCCGGCCCACUGACCACCAUCAUGGCCGUUAAUGUCGUGCUAUUCGGUUGGACCGCGUACAUGAUACACUCGAGCCGGGCCACCGUCCGGCACAUCAACACGCGUCACGUGCGCCGCGAUUUCCGCAUGUACUGCCGUCUCGGCGUGCUCAUGGGCCUGACGUGGUCCACCGGCAUAGUAGCCAGUUACACGGACGCCAAGUACAUGUGGAUGCUAUUCGUUAUUCUCAACACGUUCCAGGGCCUGUUCGUAUUCAUUGCGUUCACGUGCCGCCGCCGCGUAUUGGACUCGCUCGUCCGCGGCGUCGGCGGCGGCAACCUGGGCGUCGGUCACCUGUCUCACGAAAAGUCUAAGGACAUGGACAAGCACUCCCGCGGCCCGCCUCCGUCGUCGUUCUCCUGGUCGUCCAGUGACAACAGCGCGCCCGUCAGUUCGGAGAAAACGACGGACACGCUUUACUGAUCUGCCGAUACCUACUUGUUUCGCGCGUUCGAUUUUGUUGUUCCGAACACGAAUCAAAACACCACUCUAAGACUGAACGAUGAUUCGCUGUCGGCCGAUGAUGAUGAACACAAAAAUAAUAUGUUAUAUUUAUGUACAGUGUUGGUGGACACGCGAUCUCGCCGCCAGCCAGACACACGACUACUCCUCAUAAGAUCUGUUUUAUUGAUUUUUUUUUUUUACCUUUCUUAUGUCAUUUAGAUUUACUUAAACGCGUGUGCUUAACGACUCUUUAUAUGAUACAAGUGGCUAUUUUGUACACGUUUUAUCGUAUAUUUUUUGAUUUCGAAUGUAGGUUUACGAAACAGCUUAUAAAUAAUAAAUGCGCACUUAAUUUCUUGCAUAAUAAUUAUUCUACUUAUUUAAUUGUAGGUAUACGCAUUAUAGUUACAUUUUUUAUGUAAAUUAUAUUCCUAACGUAUAUUACCUACGAUUAAUUAA